Molecule: messenger RNA, 634 nt
Organism: Phanerochaete carnosa HHB-10118-sp
Lineage: Eukaryota; Fungi; Basidiomycota; Agaricomycetes; Polyporales; Phanerochaetaceae
Exons: 7
Coding region: 118-627 (169 amino acids)
Molecular function (GO): protein binding
Source: RefSeq, a predicted model, not a curated record
AUCCGCCAGGUCCGAUAGCCUAGAAAUCUUACGCCCUCGCGGGUGUACGAACGACUCUGCUUCCUGACUCUUUGCGAGUGGUCGUAAAUAACAACAAACAUUGGAAAUGCUCCCUUCAUGAGCUUCUCGACAGAGGUCCGCACGGGCCAGCCGGACCCAGCUUUUAUUGCAGAAUUCCGACACGGGGCGGAUCUUCAUAACAAGGGGAUGGCGCUUGAGCGACAGGGAAAGCAUGCCGAAGCGAUCACUGUCCUCAGAAACGCUCUUGGGCUCAAACUGGAGACUAGGUCGGGACAGCUGGGGCAACUUGACGACGCCGAAGAGAAUAUUCGGAAGGCUCUCGAGAUUGUCAGCCGUCUGAGCUCGACGUACAACCCAGCGUACUACCGUGAUAAUCUGGGUCUGGUGUACGAGAUGAGGGGUGACCUCGCUGAAGCCAGACGUAUUCGCUUUGGACCAACUCCCGACGAAUAUCUUUGCAGUUAUGCCAAGUGUCAACCUCAACAGCUCCGACCUCUCAAGCAGUUGUCCAAGUGCAGUCGUUGCAAGUGCAUUCUGUACUGCUCAGCCGAUUGCAUGCGCAGCGACUGGAGGCGCCACAAGAAAUUUUGCCGUAAGAUUGAGUGAUUGCGGC